UAAGUUAAAGUAUUGACUAUGGCUAGAUAAGUGAUUUUUUACUUUCUUUACAUGGUUAGGUAUUGUUAAUUGGCUUGAAUUUUAUGAUCGUACAUUAUUUACAUAAAUAUUGUUCAAGUUCCGUACGACCCGCCAUAAAGAUGUUCGCAAAGCUUAAAGGUAAUAAGGUGUAAAAUAAUUCCCAAAAAGCCCAUAAUACGGCUGGCUAAUCUGAGAAGCAGCCGGCGGGAGGGCUCGGGCGGUCGUUUUGUUCGGUGUCGAUGCCGUUGACAGGUGGAGGGUGCGCAGGGCCGGGGGGCGGCGCCCGCGCAGCUCGCGUGGCCCUCUCGCCUGAGUCACGCGCGCCUCGUAAUGCUUGCAUAAUAAUAAUGACGGAUGCCGAUCGCGCGGCGGCUCCUUUGAUCUGCGGCGCGUUUGAUGUAGCCGCCGGAGCCGGUCCCGCCGCCCCUGCCGCACAAACGAGCCGCCCGCUCGCCUACUCGGUCGGGCGGCGCGGCGUGAGCGCUCGGCCCUUCGCCCUCGCUCUAAAUAGAGGCUUUAUUUUGUAAACAGCGGGAACGCUACCGUGCGGCUCGGGCAGUGCGCGGCGGCAGUGGUGCCCCUGCGCCCGCCAGUAUGGGGUGUGCUGCGGCCCGCUGUCUGCGCGCGCGCGACCUAGCCCACGCCCGGGAGCGAUGACGCGCCACCGCGGACUGCUCCGCACCCAACACUGGAUUGUUUGGACACUCUGUGUAAUAUUAUGUCAGGUUUGUGAAGGCACGUCUCCACCUGACAGUUUGCGUCUCGUCUGGCUUUCGAACACCUCUCUAACGUGCAACGAUGGCUCUCCAGCCGGUUACUAUUUCCGGCGGGGGACUAACAAUGACCAUUGGGUGGUAUACCUGGAAGGUGGCGGGUACUGCUGGGACGCGGCGUCUUGCAACGCGCGCUGGCGGCGCCGGCCCGCACUCAUGUCCUCCUCGCGCUGGCCGCGCACCCGCCGCGCGCCCGCGCUGCUCUCCACCGACCCCGCCGCCAACCCGCUGUGGCACGCCUCCAACCACGUCCUCCUCCCCUACUGCUCCAGCGACAUGUGGGCUGGCACCAGAAACACGAAGCAGUCCAACACGAGGUUCGUGUUUUCCGGUCGACUCAUCGUACGGAGUGUAUUGUCGGAAUUACUUCACCACGGACUCACAGGGCGAAUGUUACUUGUGGGAUCAAGUGCUGGCGGAGCCGGUGUCAUGUUACAUGCGGAUGCCGCUCGGCGUGCUCUCCGGUCAAAAGGCGUCCGAGUCGCAGCCAUUGCCGACUCCGGCUGGUUCCUCGAUCGUCCAGCUAAAUCACGGCGAGCCCCGGCUGCCACCGUGGCUAAACUCGGUCAUACUCUGUGGCGCGGCAAGCCUCCAACCUCUUGUGUGCGAGAACACGCUGCGGAGCCUUGGCUUUGCUAUUUUGGGUAUCGAUUGUACGCCCACAUUCGUACGCCACUAUUCGUGUUUCAAUAUUUAUUUGAUUCGGCACAGCUAGCUGCCGAAGGAGUGCGCGCUCCUCGCACCAGGUCCCAGUGGGACGCAGUGCAUCAGACAGGAGCGGCGUUACGUUCCAGUCUCAAUUCUGUGCGAGCGGCGUUUGCUCCUGCUUGUUUGGCACACGGAGCGCUCGCACGUCCCGAAUGGCAGGCAAUUAACGUUUCGGGUAUAACCUUACCACGGGCUUUAGCCUGUUGGGAGCAGAGGCUUGAUGGCGGCAAGCGAAGAGCGCGCGGAGGCUGCGCACCUCGGCGGCUGGUGGAGCGCUGCACGUGGCCGCAGUGUAACGGGUCCUGUCCGCGCCUGCGGGACCCGCGCACCGGCGAGGAGGUGGCGCUGGCCGCGCUGCUGCAGAGCUUUGGGCUGGACGUGCGCGGCGCCGCUGCGGCGAUGGGUUUGGAUGCGCGAGCUCUGUCGCGCAUGAGCCGGGCCGAGUUGCUGCCGCUAUUGGCGCCCCAUAUGUGACUCUACAUUUUAUAAUAUGGACUUUUUGUGCUUCCAGGCACGCUUAAUCUACCUCGUUUUUUGUUGCACAAGUACAAGUAAUAUUACGUAUAGUUGUCUAGAUAUUAUUUAUUGUUCGUCGGACUCAUUGUAUUUAUAAGUAAAGGGCUGGAACUCUUU
Molecule: messenger RNA, 2135 nt
Organism: Trichoplusia ni (cabbage looper)
Lineage: Eukaryota; Metazoa; Arthropoda; Insecta; Lepidoptera; Noctuidae
Gene: Notum
Product: palmitoleoyl-protein carboxylesterase NOTUM
Exons: 3
Coding region: 675-1976 (433 amino acids)
Molecular function (GO): hydrolase activity
Source: RefSeq, a predicted model, not a curated record